This is a messenger RNA of Paramecium pentaurelia, 896 nucleotides long. NCBI's taxonomy places the organism in Eukaryota, Ciliophora, Oligohymenophorea, Peniculida, Parameciidae. The record is from the annotation of a GenBank genome assembly.
AAUGAGUGCAAAUGAUCUAUCUAAGCCUGAAAGUCUAGAUAACUUAAGCUAACCAUCUUCAUAAGAGGGACAAUAGAAGAAAUAAUAUAAGGUUCAUCGUUUGGGGAACAGGAAAUAAUUAUCUAAUUAAAAUUAUUACAUAAAGGAACAGGUAUCAAGCAGAGAGGAGAGAAAAUUAAAAUCGUAUUUGUAGAGGAUUGAAGAAUAACAAAAAUUAGAAGAGGUAAGUCACCUUUAACUUUAGUUUUUAUUAAGGCAGCCUUAUUGAAACGAAAGCGUUCCAAGGUAUUUAAAAUUUAUUAUUUAAGCCAAACCAAGAGACUAAGAGUAGUGAAACUUAAGAAGCUCCAAAAUAAAUUGAUGAAGUCAUGUAUAUACCAUAUAUAUAAUAUGAAGUAUGCCAAUAUAAGCCACAGUGUUGUUGAAUCCUUUGUUAGUGCCGUAGUAGUCUCAAUUAGAUGUGACAGCAUAAACAAAGCUUCGUCUAAAUCCCAAGCUCAAGAUGAAAGUAUCUUAAUUUAAAAUAAUUUUCAAAGGAGAAACAUCACAUAUUCCUUUAUCUCUCUGAUUGGUACGAUAAGUGUGUUGACAAUAUGUAAAAACUGAAUUCUGGAGCCACUUAGUCAUAUUCACCAUAAAGAUUGGGCAAAUGUGAAGUGACUAAUAUAUAAUCCAUUAAUUAAGAUGUGUAUUAGGACACUCUCAUUUUAAUAAAAAAUUUUAAGAAUUAAUAUUAAUAAUAGAAUGGAAAUGAUUCAAAAGAGUUGUUAAACAAAUACUCUGAUAAAAAGUUUUUGGAGACUAUUUUGAGAGAUAAUAAAUAAUAAAUAAAUAAAAAAAUUAUAAUGGAGAAGGUACAAAUUUCAAAUGGGAAGUUUAAUUAGAAGAAGUAUUGA